AUGUUAAGGUUGUUAAACAUUGAAUCUGAUGAUAGAAAAAUUGUGGGAAUCAAUGGUUUCGGAGGCAUUGGCAAGACAACAAUCGCCAAGGCCGUUUACAAUGCAAUCGUUCAUCACUUUGAAGGAUGUAGCUUUCUUGCAAACGUUCGGGAAACUGCUCAACAACAUAAUGGACUUACUUGUCUACAAAAUCAGCUUUGCCUUGAUAUUCUAAAACAAGAAAAUCCAGACAUUAUUAGAGUUGUUGAUGGACUUAAUGUUAUCAAAAAAAGAUUUCGCAAGAAAAAUGUUCUUAUUGUUAUUGAUGAUGUGGAUCAAAAUAUUCACCUGAAUGCAUUAGUUGGGGAUCGAGAAUGGUUUGGUAUUGGAAGUAGGGUAAUUGUCACGAGUAGAAAUAAGGCUAUUUUAGUUGCUCAAAAAGCAGAUGGCAUUUAUCAGCCCAAGAAAAUGAACCUACUUCAAUCUCUUCAACUUUUUAGCCUUCAUGCUUUUAGAAUGACUGAACCUCCUAUUUGGAACUGCCAAAAGAUGUAG
Messenger RNA from Macadamia integrifolia, 534 nucleotides. RefSeq names its product disease resistance protein RUN1-like. Gene Ontology annotation, biological process: defense response. The transcript has a single exon. NCBI's taxonomy places the organism in Eukaryota, Viridiplantae, Streptophyta, Magnoliopsida, Proteales, Proteaceae. Gene Ontology annotation, molecular function: ADP binding. The record is from RefSeq and is a predicted model, not a curated record. Bases 1 to 534 code for a protein of 177 amino acids.